GGAAAUUCAAAACUCCUCAACCCCACGAUCCUUCCAAUUCAACUCUCUCCAUAAAUGUCUCUAUAUUCCCCGAUUCAUAUAUUCCGUUAAACCUUCGCUGGAAGCCAGAAGUACCCGUUCAUCUUCUCGUCAAUCUCUUUUUGUAGUUGAUCUCGAAUUUCACAUCGGCCAUGAAUCCAGAAUAUGACUACCUUUUUAAGCUUUUGCUUAUUGGAGAUUCUGGUGUAGGCAAAUCAUGUCUUCUUCUGAGGUUUGCUGAUGAUUCCUACCUUGAAAGUUACAUUAGUACCAUUGGGGUAGACUUUAAAAUACGCACAGUGGAACAGGAUGGAAAAACCAUUAAACUCCAAAUUUGGGAUACUGCCGGGCAAGAACGUUUCAGAACGAUAACUAGCAGCUACUACCGUGGGGCCCAUGGCAUCAUUGUAGUUUAUGAUGUGACUGACCAAGAGAGCUUCAACAAUGUCAAGCAAUGGUUGAGUGAAAUUGACCGAUAUGCCAGCGACAAUGUUAACAAGCUCCUUGUUGGAAACAAGUGUGAUCUCACAGCACAGAAAGUUGUGUCUACAGAAAUAGCCAAGGCAUUUGCAGAUGAAAUUGGAAUUCCUUUCAUGGAAACAAGUGCGAAAAAUUCAACUAAUGUGGAGCAGGCUUUCAUGGCUAUGGCUGCUGCUAUUAAGAGCAGGAUGGCCAGUCAACCAGCCAUGAACAAUGCUCGACCUGCAACCGUGCAAAUUCGUGGACAACCCGUUAACCAAAAGUCAGGCUGCUGCUCCUCCUGAAGGGAAAAAGUAAAGUGGUGUCUUUAUUCUACUGCACUCUCAAGGAAUGUAAAAUUAUUGUUUCCUCUUUUAGCCCUUUUAAGAUGAAAACUCCUUUUACAAUGAUUUGCUUCUGUCAUUACUUUAGCAGUUUCGUUAAGAACAUAAUUCUUUUCAAUGCAUUGUGACAGAAAUAUUUGUGAAGGUUUGUCAGAAUUGUUUCA
Olea europaea var. sylvestris is the source of this 985-nucleotide messenger RNA. RefSeq names its product GTP-binding protein YPTM2. The record is from RefSeq and is a predicted model, not a curated record. The transcript is spliced from 8 exons. The coding region runs from base 171 to 782 and encodes 203 amino acids. Lineage: Eukaryota; Viridiplantae; Streptophyta; Magnoliopsida; Lamiales; Oleaceae. Gene Ontology annotation, molecular function: GTPase activity; GTP binding.